UGACAAACUCUAUCCAUGGCUUGCAUAUACUACCGAUGUGAGUGUUUGCGUAGUUGGAUUGCGCAGAGGAAAAGUGGAACUUGCCGCACUCUGUACUGCUAAGCUGCAUUCCAAAUGGCACCCUGUUCCCUAUAUGGUCCACAACUUUUGACCAGGCCCCAUAGAGCUCUGGUCAAAGUAGUACAUUAUAUAUGGAAUAGGCUGGCGUUUGGGACGCACACUAGUCUGCUACUGCAAGUGAGUGGGGGAGUCAUGUUCGUGGCUCGGCAUUCAAGGCUCAACUUCUCUGCUUAGAUUUGACAGCUUGUGGCUGCUGCAGGAACACCAGUCCUGUUCCAGUUCCCCUUUCUGGGCCCUUCUCCCAUGCAGGAGACCCACAUGGGCUAAGAAGGUCUGGGUCGGGACCACAGGAACAGCCUGACCAGUAAUUUCCUGCUACUCACAGGUCCGGAGACUGCAGAGAGCCAAGAUGCACGGCUGCCGGAAGAAAACCAGGGUGCUGUGUGUGAUGAUGAUGCUCAACGUCUUCGUCUUCAUCCUCGUGGGCGUGUCUCGGAACCUGGGCCAGGACAAGGGGGACCAGCGGAAGCUGCGCAUUCCCUCCAAGAGGUUCUGGAGGAAGCAGAUGACCAGCGAGAUCUUUUGGAAUAAGGAGCAGCAGAGGCUGGACUACAUCUACAACCCCAUCCUCAUGCCGGGUUUGACCAAUGACUCCCUCCUGGAGCUACCUGAUUGGCUCAACGACACCAGGUCCCCGGACCCCUGCAAACCGGACUACAGCGUCACCACCCAGGUGAAGGACUACAACUCCCUGCCACCCCGCUUCCAGGACUUCCUGCUGCACAUGCGCUGCCGCUCGUAUCCGAUGAUCAUGGACCAACCACGCGUGUGCGAGAGCAAACCCUACCUCCUGUUGGCUGUCAAGUCCCUGGCGCCUCACUUCGACCGGCGGCAGGCCAUCCGGGAGUCGUGGGGGCGGGUGGGCGUUCUGGCCAAUCGGACUGUAGCCACGGUCUUCCUCCUUGGCAAUGCCUCGGCAGUCGACCACUUCCCCAACCUGUUUGGGAUGCUCAGUCAUGAGGCCAGACUUUACGGGGACCUCCUCCAGUGGGACUACCGAGACUCCUUCUUCAACCUCACCCUCAAAGAGGUGCUAUUCCUGGACUGGUUCAGCCAGCGUUGCCCCGACGCCCGCUUUGUCUUCAAGGGGGAUGACGACGUCUUCGUCAACACCUGGAGGAUCUUAGACUUCCUCCACAAUCUUCCAGAGAUCAGGGCCAGGGAUCUGUUCAUAGGGGACGUAAUCACCAACGCCGGCCCGCACCGGGACAAGAAGCUCAAGUACUUCAUCCCAGAGAGUGUAUUUAUGGGGCCAUACCCGCCUUACGCCGGGGGAGGAGGGUUCCUGUACUCUGGGGAACUGGCACUGCAGUUGCACAACAUCUCCCAGCAGGUGGCACUGUAUCCUAUUGAUGAUGUCUACACAGGAAUGUGUCUCCAGAAGCUGGGCUUGGUCCCGGAGAAGCACAAGGGCUUCAGGACGUUUGACAUUGACGAGAAAUACAGGGGCAACCCGUGCGCGUAUAAGAGCUUAAUGCUCGUGCACAGCAGGACACCGCAGGAGAUGAUCAAAAUCUGGGCCUGGCUCAGCGAUCCGGAAUUGGACUGUCAGUGAGACAUCUACAUCAUCCCAUAUUCCACCCUAUUCCCUACACAGGGCACUAUUUUUGACCAGAGACCUAUGCACCCUGGUCUAAAGUAGUGUACUAUAUAGGGAAUAGGGGUGCCAUUUGGCAUGCAUCCAAUGGGUCUUUGAGAAAUUUGUUUGAUGUGUUCUAAGGGAAAUCCUCGAGGUUCGGUAGCAAUGUUGCGUUCACGUGCUAGUCUGACUUGCUAACUAGUUGUAGUUAUACACAUGCCGCGUUCAACCAGUUAACAAGUCGAACAUUUUUGAGUUUCCUAGGUCCGACAAGCACGUCACAAGUCAGUGUGUUCCAGCUUCAAUAGAAUCAGCUGAUAUAUCCCAAGCAUUCCAAAGUAUUUUUUACAUGAACAACCAUUCAUGUACACUUUCCAAGACAGUGUUCGGCAAAUGUAGUAUCAUUAAUAUAAAUGUACUACUACUGUAUGUACUAUACAGGCACUAUUGCAUGCGAGGUCCUUCAUUUGCAAGAAAUAUAAUUUGUCACAAUAACAGUCAUGUGAAAAUCACCUACGAUUUGGGGGGGGGGGGGGAUCCAUAUCACAAGAAAGUUCUCUACUGCUUAACCUGUUUUUCCAGAUGGUUACACCAUCAAUGGAUCUGACGUUCCUUUGCACUUGAUUCUAGAAACAAACUAUUUAUGUUAUUUGAAAGAUUGCUGGUUUAUUAUAACUCUUAAAAGCUGGAAACCGUAGCGGUGAAUCUACCACGCCCGUUUGUGCGAUAUUAUAACAACAAAGAAUUUACUUAAAACAACAAACAUUGUUUUUUUGAACAUCAUUACACACACGAUAGGACAGCAGAGUAUACUGAGUGUACCAAACAUUAAGGACACCUUCCUAAUAUUGAGUUGGACCACCUUUUGCCCUCAGAACAGCUUCAAUUCGCCGGGGGAUGGACUCUACGAGGUGUUUAAAGUGUUCCACAGGGAUGCUGGCCCAUGUUGACUCCAAUGCUUCCCACAGUUGUGUCAAGUUGGCUGGAUGUCC
Salvelinus sp. IW2-2015 is the source of this 2691-nucleotide messenger RNA. RefSeq names its product N-acetyllactosaminide beta-1,3-N-acetylglucosaminyltransferase 2. Gene Ontology annotation, molecular function: hexosyltransferase activity; UDP-glycosyltransferase activity. The record is from RefSeq and is a predicted model, not a curated record. Gene Ontology annotation, cellular component: Golgi membrane. NCBI's taxonomy places the organism in Eukaryota, Metazoa, Chordata, Actinopteri, Salmoniformes, Salmonidae.